AUGUCGGCUUCUUUGCCUGGCAGUCGGGAGCUGCCCGAAUCGCAAUAUGACUUAACAACGUAUUGGGGUCGUGUCAAACAGACGGCGACCAUUACAGAUCCAAGAACCCUUUUCGUUGGAAACCAUGGUCUUGAACAAGCCAAAAAGUUGUUGGUCGCAUAUAAGCAAGGCGAGAUCAAAGAUAUGACGCCGGAAUUAUGGAAGGCGAAGAAGAUCGUCGAUUCUACACUACAUCCUGAAACCGGAGAACCAGUCCUCCUCCCCUUUCGGAUGUCUUGCUUCGUGUUCUCGAAUUUGAUCGUUACAGCUGGAAUGCUUACGCCGGGUUUAAAGAACACCGGGACUGUCCUCUGGCAAAUCACUAAUCAGUCUCUCAAUGUUGCCAUCAACCACGCGAACGCGAACAAAUCAAACCCCCUUUCCUACUCGAAAAUCGCCCAAUCGUACUUCCUUGCCGUCGGCGCAUCUUGUUCCGUGGCAGUAGGUCUGAAUUCGAUUAUCCCUCGUCUGAAGGGAUUUUCGCCGUCGACGAAGCUCAUUCUCGGGCGGCUCGUCCCCUUUGCGGCCGUAGCGUCCGCCGGUGCGCUAAACGUGUUCCUUAUGCGCGGCGAGGAGAUGCGCACGGGAAUUGACGUGUUCCCCGUGCUCUCGGAGGCAGACAAGGCGCGGCUGGCGAAGGAGGGCAAAGCCGAAAACGACGUGCCGAGCCUGGGCAAGAGCAAGAAGGCGGCGACGCUGGCGGUCAGCGAGACGGCGCUCAGCCGCGUCUUCAAUAGUAGCCCCAUCAUGGUCGUCCCGCCGCUGAUCCUUGUGCGCCUUCAGCGCACCGAGUGGCUCAAGAAGAACCCUCGCUACACACUACCCAUCAACCUCGGUUUGAUCCUCGGUAUGAGUUUCCUCGCGCUACCGUUUGCAUUGGCAGCAUUCCCGCAGCGCCAGAAGAUUAGCGCAGAGAGCUUAGAGGAUGAGUUUCAUGGCCGUGGAGGAGAUGGGGGGAUGGUCGUGUUCAAUCGUGGAAUCUAG
Messenger RNA from Daldinia childiae, 1023 nucleotides. Its product is annotated as putative mitochondrial transport protein fsf1. Gene Ontology annotation, biological process: mitochondrial transmembrane transport; monoatomic ion transport. The coding region runs from base 1 to 1023 and encodes 340 amino acids. Gene Ontology annotation, molecular function: monoatomic ion transmembrane transporter activity. Gene Ontology annotation, cellular component: mitochondrial inner membrane. NCBI's taxonomy places the organism in Eukaryota, Fungi, Ascomycota, Sordariomycetes, Xylariales, Hypoxylaceae. The transcript has 4 exons. The record is from RefSeq and is a predicted model, not a curated record.